AUGAAUUCGAUACCCGAUUUAGUGACUUCAGCAAAAUUGAAGCGAUUGCUCAGUUUUUAUCUCAUCCAAAACUUAUCCCAAACCAUAGAACAGCAUUUCAGCGAAAGCAGACGAGAGACUGAAUUAGAAAUAGUCACACUGCAGAAUGAUUUGUGUUUGAAGAGCGUUGCCGGAAAAGAACAUUUUUGGUGUCUAGUGUCCAAACAGAAAUACCCAAUCCUAGGCAAUGUAACUUUGAAAAUUAGUGCCCUGAAUUAGAAUCUUUCUAUCACACAGAAGGCACAGGCACCGGCACAGGUUCAAUAUCUACCACCAGUGAACACCUAGAAUUUUUAAAAUAUCUGAAGACCUGUGGUCAACGUUAUCUGAAUAAAAUGGGUAACUUGGGUAAAACAGGUAUAAUAAUAGACAAUUAAAGCAUAAUAGACU
Diabrotica balteata is the source of this 429-nucleotide messenger RNA. Lineage: Eukaryota; Metazoa; Arthropoda; Insecta; Coleoptera; Chrysomelidae. The record is from the annotation of a GenBank genome assembly.